This is a messenger RNA of Drosophila guanche, 1145 nucleotides long. RefSeq lists its product as uncharacterized. The record is from RefSeq and is a predicted model, not a curated record. The transcript has 3 exons. Bases 73 to 1065 code for a protein of 330 amino acids. NCBI's taxonomy places the organism in Eukaryota, Metazoa, Arthropoda, Insecta, Diptera, Drosophilidae.
AAUAUACCGUACAUUCAUACCGUACAAAAAAAUAUCAAAACAGAGACGAUGCGAAAAUAAAAGUCAAUAAUAAUGUUUCUGUUUAUCAGCCGUCCCAUGGGGACGCUGGGCAGUCGCAUGCAGGCGAUUCGCGAGCGUCUCGGCGAGGAUGUGGCCGGCAGGUUGGAUGCACUUCAUCUGAAUGCCCUUAGGACGGGUCUGGUGUCCAUGGAAGAUUUGCAAGAGGCCUAUCGCAAGACCCGCGACAUAAACCUCAAUCCCAAUCGCCUGAAUCACCUUUGGCUAGUGGGCAUCGUUUUCUUCAUACUGGUGGCCACGCCAGUCUUUUACGAGACCAUCUCGUUUCUGCUCGGUGUGCGCUGCUUUCUGCCCAACAACUACCUGGUGUGGGAGGCCACGCGGCCCAUCAGCGAUUGUUCAUUCUGCAAGGGCGUGCGAGGUCCUCUGAUUCUGUCGAACCUAACUCGCGAAGAGUUUGCACCCCACGCAUACUCCUCCCUGCCCAUCAUUGUGAAGAAGGCUGUGGCCCAUUGGCCAGCGCAGAAGAGGAUGAGCUUUGGCUACAUCAGGGAUCUGUAUGACAGUGUGCCCGGCUCCACAGACUCCAUGUGCCAAUUCCAGCACUUCAACUCGGACAUGAAGUCCCUCAAAGAGAUCUUCGAGAUGCCCUUGGGGCGAUCGAAUCUCAGCCAGGGAGCACCUUGGUUUGUGGGAUGGAGUGUCUGCCAUCCUACAGUGCUCGCGGAGCUAAGGAAACUCUAUCCCCGACCACAUUUCCUGCCCGAAGAUGCCGAAAUGCCGCACACGGACUUUAUCCUAAUGGGCUACGAACAGGGCGCUGUGAUGCAUCUGGAGUACAUACCGCGACUGAUGUGGCAAGCGCAACUGAAGGGCAACAAGAGCUGGUACUUGGCUCCUGCUCCCGAAUGCGAUCAUCAGUGUCAGCCGUUUUCCUUCUAUGUGGAGCCCGGAGAUGCCGUUCUGGUGGAUACACGCCUCUGGUAUCAUGCCAAUACCAUACCCAAGGGGCAGUUCUCGCUCACCAUUCAGUCCGAGUACGGGUGACGGUGUCCACCCGGUCCACUCCUCCAUUGAAAGUCUGAAAUUGUUCAUUUAAUAAAAAUACUAAGCUAAUUGAAUUUCAA